AUGUGGGAAGGAGAGAUGGGGAUGGUAGGGAGUACCAUGAGCUACAAUGAGGUGGUUGGGGUCAUUGAGAAGGUAACGGGAAGGAAGAUAUUGGUGAAGGAAAGCAACAAGGAAAAGUUGAAGGAGAUGAUCAGGGAGGAUGAAGGAGCGAGGUUCUACAACCAGGCGUGGCUGAGCAUUGCUCAGUGUGAUGCAAAAGUGGAACCGACUUUGAAUAAGCUCGCCCCGGACGUGAAACCCUGGACAGUUGAGGAGUACCUGGAAAAGCAUUGGAGCGGCGUGGAGAUUGGAGAAGCUGUUGAGGCGAAGGGCAACAUCCUCACGUAA
Molecule: messenger RNA, 327 nt
Organism: Letharia columbiana
Lineage: Eukaryota; Fungi; Ascomycota; Lecanoromycetes; Lecanorales; Parmeliaceae
Exons: 1
Coding region: 1-327 (108 amino acids)
Source: RefSeq, a predicted model, not a curated record